Mangifera indica (mango) is the source of this 827-nucleotide messenger RNA. Its product is annotated as abscisic stress-ripening protein 3-like. The coding region runs from base 93 to 611 and encodes 172 amino acids. The record is from RefSeq and is a predicted model, not a curated record. The transcript has 2 exons. Lineage: Eukaryota; Viridiplantae; Streptophyta; Magnoliopsida; Sapindales; Anacardiaceae.
UACCCUCACUUCCCCCCAGCCACUCACCACACAAAUCUCUUAUAAUAUUUACUUUGUUAAAGUUCUCUUUUGCUCUCAAAUUUUAUCUCACCAUGUCGGAGGAGAAGCACCACCACCACCACCUCUUCGGCCAUCACCACAAAGACGAGGACAAACCAGUCGAGGAAGGCGUCGUCUACUCCGAGACCACCGCCUACAGCACUGAUACUACUUAUGGUGGCGAUGGACCCACCGCCUACUCCGAAAAUACUUACGGUACCGGCGUGACCACUGCCUACUCCGAGACUGCUUAUGGAGAGAAGCCGCCGCGGUCUGACUAUGAUGAUCAGCGCAAGGAGGAGGUUGAUUACAAGAAGGAGGAGAAGCACCACAAGCACCUUGAGCACCUAGGCGAGCUCGGAGCUGCUGCAGCUGGUGCUUACGCUUUGCAUGAGAAGCACAAGGCGGGGAAAGAUCCAGAGCAUGCACACAAGCACAAGAUCGAGGAGGAGAUUGCAGCGGCAGCAGCCGUUGGAGCCGGAGGAUUCGCCUUCCAUGAGCACCAUGAGAAGAAAGAGACCAAGGAAGCAGAGGAAGAGGCUCAUGGCAAGAAGCACCACCAUCUCUUCUAAGUGUUGCUUGCUUGCUUGCUUCUUGAAUAAUUAUAGUAAUUAUGUCUUAAUUUCCCGGACUUUGUGUUUAUGUUUGUUUGUUAAUUACGUAAUGUAUCAGUAAGCAGCUGCCCUAAAUAAUUUGUGAGUGUGGGUGACUUUGUGGGUGGUUUGAUAAUUUGCCCUUUGUCAUGUAAUGCUUAUAAUAAUGAUGUUUGAGAUGUUUUUAUUACAUAA